This is a messenger RNA of Diatraea saccharalis (sugarcane borer), 564 nucleotides long. Lineage: Eukaryota; Metazoa; Arthropoda; Insecta; Lepidoptera; Crambidae. The record is from the annotation of a GenBank genome assembly.
AUGGAAAACGGUGCCUUAAAAUAUGGGAGCAACAACAAUAAUAAUGACAUACUGGAGGAGAAGGUGGUAUUAUCAUUGGGCGCGACAGGGCCCAAAGGGACUACGCAGCCGUCACACCCCUGCACUAUCCUCCACCACUCUCCUUACAAGGCCGCUUGGGAUUGGUUGAUCCUUAUCCUCGUGAUAUAUACUGCUAUAUUCACACCAUACGUCGCCGCUUUUCAACUCAACGAGCCUGAUUUCGACAAGCGUUCGCGCAGCUUUGGCGAAGACCCUAUUGUCGUCAUUGAUAUGAUAGUCGACGUGACCUUCAUAAUCGACAUCCUGAUAAACUUUCGUACGACAUAUGUGAACGCUGCGGACGAAGUUGAAUCGGAUCCAGCUAAGAUCGCGCUACAUUACCUGCGCGGCUGGUUCGUGAUCGACCUCGUCGCUGCCAUCCCCUUCGACCUACUGCUCUUCGGCACUGACACUGAUGAACAGGGGCUGGAAAGUGAUGAGGUAUACCAUCUUUGUGAACUAUUUUUAUGUUGCUGCCACUCGAUUUUCUUACAUUUUAGUUGA